Molecule: messenger RNA, 3384 nt
Organism: Kalmanozyma brasiliensis GHG001
Lineage: Eukaryota; Fungi; Basidiomycota; Ustilaginomycetes; Ustilaginales
Exons: 1
Coding region: 1-3384 (1127 amino acids)
Source: RefSeq, a predicted model, not a curated record
AUGACUGCCGUACCUGCCGCCGACGGCCCGGCGAUGCCCCUCGAUGUGCCAAGCUUGUCAGAAGCGCACGAAUGGCUGUCCGAGAAGGCACAACUCAGCGCUAAGAAUGGUUCCCUCCCCAAGACUGCUCUUCUUAGGGGCAGUGUCUGGGCCAAGAUCACCGCGGUGAUGAGGUCUGCCUUCAUCUUUUCCCUCAGCAUGGGAGCCAUCUACUUCGUCUACGUGCUCUUCCUGUCGCCUCAAGCCAGCCAAAGAAAACCCGUCUUGCAACUCGACACAGCACUGGCUGACACUUCCGCCCCUAGUGGCCUGGACAGCGAUGACUACGAGGACGAAGACGACUCAUCUCCUGCGUCCGGCUUCCUCGGCAACUCCAAGGAGAGGCUGGCGCUUCGCAACCUGCUUGGUCGCAGUGAUCACAACAAACGCUCCAGCAUCGUACGAAUUACUUCUUCCGACCCCACCAGCAGCCUCUGCGAGCAUCCCAUGCAGGUCGACCUCGAGCCCAAUGCGCGUCGCUCCUUCUGGCCAGCACCUGCCUCGAAUGCAUCUCCUUCCGACUCGAGCAACCCAAACAGCCCCGUCAUCUCGUCGCCGAAUCCUAACGCUGUCGGUCAACGCUCAUCCUCGAGCUCCCCUUCUCCUUCCAAAGCAAGGCGGCGCAAAGAGAGCGGCAGGCUUCACAGUGCCAGUCCCAGUCGGUCCCCGCUCAGCUCCAGCGGUUCCCUCCCUAGUCGCCCACAGCGCAUGCGUCCGGUCGAUGCUCGAUCGCCUCUGGGUCGCACCGCUUCCGGCAGAAACAAGAGGAACAGCACCCUCAGUCUCGUCAGCAACACGACAGACGACUCUUCCGGUCCUAUUUCGCAGGAUCCGGCCACAGAAGACAUUCUGAUGCAGGGCACACCUGGUGACGCUUUGUCGAUCGGCAGCGAGGAGGAUCUACGCCCAGGCACACCGAGCAUGGCAUCCGAAAACUCUUCCGUCUCAGCAGCACUAGGUCAUAACCCUACAUCGGCCGAUUACAUUGACGUCGAGUCCAUGUCUUCAGCAUCCCCUUCGCCAACGUCCAGCACCUUCUCAAUUGGUCGCGCACCAUCCAUCCUCAAACGCCGCCCGCAGAGCUUCCGCACCGCAUCGUUGCGGGAGAUCGACAUCUCGCACAGCCUGACGCAGCGCCAGAACUCAUUACCCGUCAUCGACGGCCUGAGUCCUGUCGCCAGUCCAGGUCUGACGCCGUUGCAACAACAAGAGCUGUUGCAGGCGAGUGGCAUCUUUCUGCCUUUCGGGCCCGGAUCCCCUGCACCCCCGCCGUACCAGCCUUCUUCCCCGGACAUGGGCUUCGGCUCCACAUUGCCCAUGGUAGAGACGUCGUGGUCCCGAUUCAAGAAGACGCGAAGCAUCAAGCUCGUUGAACCUGACUGGAUCCCGCAUCUCGAUUCUCACAUCCGCGCUCGCGAGCGUCUCGAGACUGCGACGCGUUUCGCGGCGAUGAAGGAACACAGCAGCGCACACAGUGUGGCAGAUGACGAUGCCAAAUACGAGCAGGACAGCCUCGACGCCGACGACUUCUGGUUCGAGCGCUUCACGCAGAGCACAGCGGCGGCUGGCAGGGAUUGGGACUGGAGGAAGAGGAGGGCGAGGUUGCAGCGGGCAGCUGCCCUUGGCAUGGCGCUCGGUCAGGGUGGUUUCGCGCCUCCUGUCGGUGCCAAUCAGCCUGGAAAUGUUGGCUUGACGGACGUUCAGCUCCAGCAACAGCAGCAAGGCGGUGCACCCAUGCCAGCUGCACAAGCUGCCUCCUCAGUUCGGAAGCAGAUGCCUGCAGCGCCGUUGAUAACGUUCACGGAGCAAGAGCUCAAGUCAGCGCCAAUGCUGCAGGUCGACACCGAGAGCGGACGACGUGGGCUGCCGCGCGGCAGCAGCGAGGCCUUGCGAAGUCCGCCCCUGCAGCAAAUUGGCACGCCCUUGAGCCCGACACCGACCGGGACAGGCACGCCGCUGGGCGGUUUCUUCGAAGCAGGCGGGCCUUCAGCGAACAGCAUCAAUGUCGUGCUGGCUGCGCGCGCUGCCCAGCGCCGACGUGCGAGUGCAGACGCGGGAUCUUCGCAGCCCAAUGCUGCCAAAAGAAACAUGGUCAACAAGAUCACCCGUCGUACGCUCUCUGCUUCCGCUAGCGGCGGUUUUGCCGCCUCUUCGGCGGACGGAAGCACUUACACGGCACUGGGCGCGGAAGAUUUCGGCGACUCGUCCCCAUCCCCUCUGUCGAAUGGCUCCUCUCACUUCAGACACAGCAGCGAGCAGAGUCGUCCUUUCACUUACGAAGCCGGUCCCAGCUCGCCGUCUGGUAUGUCGCCGAGCGGUAGCGUGCCUGGCAGGCUGACCAGCUUGGGCGGGGCGAUGACGAGAAACGUCAGCCUGACAAAUCUCCGGGCUGGUCUGCGAAAGGGCUCGGGAUCUGGUGCGGCGGGCAACGACUUCUUGCCGGACUCGACAGGGAUCGAGCUGGUGCCCGACUCGCCCGAUCUGCGUUCGAACGCAGAACUCGGCGGCGCUCCGUACCAAGAUGACGAGAUGGAAGGCCCUCGAAGUAGCGCAGACAUGUACAGCUCACGAUCCUCGGAGCCACCGCCGUUGUCUCGCCCCUCAGCUGGGAAACGUUCCGACUCGUACCAACGCUCCACCGAGCCAAUACAAGAAGAGCCACGAACGCGCAAGUCGCUACCACCGCUCUACCGCAACGGCUCGUCGUUCACGCGCCAAGCCUCUGCGCCCCUCCCUUCGAUGCACCACGAUGACGUGAUGGAAGAACUCACGCACGACGUCGACCGAGACUCGCUCAAAGCCGACACGCGCGCCCAAUCGUCCGACUCGCUGCGUCGCCGCAUGCGCGCCCGCUCACAAACCGAAACCGCCAGCUUCACAGACGACUUCGCCCCGCGCACCAUCACUGCGCGCAAGGACGGCCUGGCGUCGCUCUCCGCCGGUUCGUCGCCGCCCUCCGCCAAGACGAGGGCGAGAACCGGAUCGCGCUCGUCCAUCAUGCGCAGCGCCUCCGGUGCCACUGCGGACCUCGGGCGCAAUGCCCGGCGUCGGUCGUCGAUCCGGAGCGGCGGAUCAGACACGUCGUCCAUCGGUAGCGUGGGCUCCCGGCAAAGGCGCGAGGGCAGUGCAGGAACGCCAGAUCCGCAGCUGCAACCGGAACCGGCGCCAAGAGGCAUGGCGCAGCGAGCAAGGAGUGCAAGUUUGAGCAGCAACGGUUCCGGAGGGAGUAGCAGGAAGGGGAGUUUUAGGGAGGCGGCGGGAUUGGGGAUGACGAGCAGCGGACCUGGGACGCCGGGCAGUGAAGCUGGGGAGAGAGGGAGUGGUGUGAACGGGGUGACCAUCUGA